This is a messenger RNA of Spodoptera littoralis (African cotton leafworm), 2628 nucleotides long. The record is from the annotation of a GenBank genome assembly. NCBI's taxonomy places the organism in Eukaryota, Metazoa, Arthropoda, Insecta, Lepidoptera, Noctuidae.
AUGGCGUUAUUAUGGUGUGUGCUGGCGUGCGCGCUGGCCAUUGCGCAGGCUCAGUCGAACUACGGGUCCCAAGCGAACAAUAUCGAAUACCAGGGAGAGGGGCUCCCUGAACAAACCGUUCUAGAUGGAAAGGUUACAAAACUCGAUGAUUUGAGUCCAGUGAUAUUCUUGAACCGAACGAAGGCUGCCCUCAACUGUGCCGCCGGCUCUAUGCAGAUCGAGUUGAAAUUCAACGAGAAGUUUUAUGGCAUAGCUUACGCAGACUUCGACCGUCACUCGGCCUGCCAGGUGCAGGGCAAGGGGGCCCUCUCCUACAAGCUGGAACUACCGCUCAAAGGGUGUGGCACCAAACAGGAUCCUCUGCGAGUGUUCACCAACAACAUCGUGGUGAGGUUCCACCCAGGGUUAGAGAUGGACGGAGACGAGGUCAUCACCAUCGUCUGCCGCUACCCGCCGCCCAUCGUGCCCAAACCCGUCUUCAACCCUCUUAUCUUCACGCCAGAGACAGGUCCCCUCCCUGCGAAGGCACCUCUCGCCGGCACCCACAUCUUGAUGAUCAUCUGCGCGAUCCUGUUCCUCACGCUGCUGCUUCUGGGUCUCGGAGUGUCCUACCUAUGUCUGAGGAGACGAGCCCUCCCGGCGCCGAGGAGGUUCAUCGAUGACUCCUCUGCUUCUAUCGUCAGCAGGGAGAGUAUUCAAGAGGUCAAGAUACCUCGAGCUCACCCAGUGUACCCGGCGGCGGCAGAGGUAGCCAGCGUGGCGUCCGACACGAUACCGUCCGACUAUCCGUCGGAGACUCCCAGCGAAGCCGAGCAGGCACAUAGUAACGCUGCCUUCAUGAUGGACGAGUCUUACCAUAGCGAAGGCUACGGCUCAACUCGCGAGGCAAUAACACAGAACGCCCGCCUAGUGUCAGGCGCGGCGCCCGCCUUCGACGUGCGCGUGCGCGUGCAGCGGCCGCCCGCGCCGCCCUCGCCGCCCUCCACCAUCACGCUCACUGAGACCGACGGAGGCAGUAUACGCCAAGCAGCGACGUACCUCUCCGAGGAACACGAGCGCCAGGAGUCAGUCCGCACAGUGUCGCCGGUGGCCCUCCCCCUCCCCGCGCGUGCCUCCCAGUUACCUCCUCCAGAGAGACCUCCGAGGCCUCCUGCAGUCUACUCCCAGGUUAACAGGGAGAAACAGGAGUGGUCGAGACGUCCGCGGUCCAUCGUGUCCUUGAACACUGAGAUGACCGACACACACUCUGUCACUGAAGUCACUGACAGAUCACAUGCAAGGAUGUUCCACAUCAAGAAACCUCCUCCACCACCUCCUGUAAUGAGGGAGCGCUUGGAGACUGAAGAACAGGAGAUGCUGAUGGAGAGUCUCGAGCCCAUCCCGGAGACACCCAUCAUGCCAGCCAGGAAACCCGAGAUCACAUCCCACGUAGUAGACGAUGUGUUCCUCCGCACGAUCACCGAAAAGAAGACCAUAGAAGACAUUGAGCGCCACAAGCGCCUCGUGACAGAAUACAAACAGGUGCCGGCCCCUCCGCCACAGUUUGACGUCACUAUACGGAACCACACGGUGCCUGAGGCCCAGUGGGAGAACUUCUCCGACAUCAGCUCAGCAUCAGGCAUGACGCUCACUCCGAAGAUGGAGAGGGUCCCUCUGUCAUUGCCGCCGCAGAAGUAUAUUGGUAAAGGCGGCCCCGACCUAUUCUCUCCCGAACUAAUCAAGCAGACCGACCGGUCUACCCAGAACUACCAGGCACCACCAUCAGACCUUCCACUCUUACCCGAGCUACCACCAGCUCGCAACCCAUUGUUCAGAGAUGAGGAUGACGAGGAUGUGCCAGAACCGAUCCCAGCGCCACCUGUACCAAGCAACUGGAGUGUGCUUACUAGAGUCCUGAAGACUGAGGCUCAGGAUGAGGUACUAUCAGAAACUGAACGUUCAUACCGUCUGACACGCGAGGAACGUCUCCGUUGGCGUGAGCUGAUCACCCACGAGAGCACUCUCCGUCGUGAACUGGCGCGCUCCAGUACUCGCGAGGAGUUCUCCAGGGUGGCACAUGAUCAUCGAUUCGCACCACUUUAUGCUCCACCUAAGUGGGAAGUCAUCAUUCGUAUUCUGGCUCCACCACUAGAUAAACCCAAGAACCGAUACCGCAAGAAGACAGAGUGGGACUCACGUUCUCGACGUAGUUCCUUGCCUACAUUGUACGAGUACGACAGUGACGCCACCUCGCUGAGAGAUCCGCAACGAUCGCGCCGCUCUUCAUACCGCAGUGACCAUGUUGAUAUGAGGUCUAUGUCAGAGAUGAUGGUGGACUACGCGCGUGAGCAGGCAGACACUCACUCGGAAGUGUCGGCCGGCACUCAGCUCGGGCGGUACUACGAUGACGACAGCGACUCCGAACAUCCCUUCCAUCAGAACCAGUCAUGGUCCCGCCACUCCCUCCACCGCUCAGUGAGCCAGCCGUCCCUGGCGCGCUCGGCGACCGAGGUGGUGGAGCAGUGGACAGCUCCCGAGGGAGACGUUACUCCCACUCCUGGACGCAGGAUUAGAGGUCCACAAGGAUUAACGACCUUCACCUCAUCUGAAGUGCGAACCUUCCAGGCGUCCCGAGAAUGGCGCGAAUAA